AUGCCCGUUUCUGAAGCCGGGGAUGUGGCUUCCACGGUUGUCGCCUCGGACAAGCUGGUGCCAACCACCCCCGACGCCUCCACCCAGGAGGCCGGACUGGCCUCCAAGGCUCCUGACGCCAUCCUGCGCAAAAUGAAGGCUAUUAGUCAGAUGCCGACCUCCGAGACGGCCGGGCUUGCCGUUGUGGCUGGCGACUCCUCCUCCCAGGAGCUGAUCCCUGCGGUCAUUACCGAGGCUGUCAUCAAUGCUGUCAACAACAUCCCUCCUCAGGGUCCGAUCGCCAAGGUUGUUGCCAAGGCUAUCACUGCAGCUAGCAAUCCCGCUACCUCCAAAGAGCUGAUCCCUGCGGCCGCUGUGGAGGCUGUUGACGCUGCUGGUGACCCUGCUGCAUCUGAGGAGCUGAUCCUUGCGGCCACCAACGAGGCUAUUCAGGCCAUCUGCCAGGGAGCCACCCCUCCCGCUUCAAAUGGCAGCCUCGCGAAUGUCACCCUACCUCUCCACGAGGAGGAGGAGGAGGACACGACUCCUGAGAAGAAGGUGGUCGCUCCCCCACCCGGCUUUGGAGGCCCUGUCCCUGCCCCAGAGCCCCCGGCCGCCCCAGAGCCGGCCGUGCCCGCGAACGAGGCCAGCCUGACCGACGCCGAGGAGAUGGCCAUCACAUCUACUGGGAAGUAUUGGGCCUGUAUCAAGACCAAGGUGCCUCUGAUCCACAGGAGCCAUGUUGUGGAGACAGGCUUCCUGGGGGCAGGCACCUACGGCAGGGUCUCCAGGGUUUGCCUGGCGGGUGCCCCAUGGGAGGCAGGCCUCCCCGCCGAGGCCGCCCUGAAGCUGUUCGACCACAGACUCACCCCAGGCCAGCGCAUGAAGGCGGUGCUGCAGGAGGUGCGCAGCCUGCGCAUGGUCCGCGGGCCGACAAACGUCGCGCUUAUGGGCAUCGUGACGGACGACGUGGGUUGCCCCGAGGGCGUCCUCAUGGAGCACUGCAACGGCGGGCACCUGUACGAGUACAUGCGGUGA
This is a messenger RNA of Auxenochlorella protothecoides, 1017 nucleotides long. RefSeq lists its product as hypothetical. Gene Ontology annotation, biological process: protein phosphorylation. Gene Ontology annotation, molecular function: protein kinase activity; ATP binding. The coding region runs from base 1 to 1017 and encodes 338 amino acids. The record is from RefSeq and is a predicted model, not a curated record. The transcript is spliced from 4 exons. Lineage: Eukaryota; Viridiplantae; Chlorophyta; Trebouxiophyceae; Chlorellales; Chlorellaceae.